This is a messenger RNA of Amblyraja radiata (thorny skate), 5077 nucleotides long. RefSeq names its product arylacetamide deacetylase (gene aadac). The record is from RefSeq and is a predicted model, not a curated record. NCBI's taxonomy places the organism in Eukaryota, Metazoa, Chordata, Chondrichthyes, Rajiformes, Rajidae. The transcript is spliced from 5 exons. Gene Ontology annotation, molecular function: carboxylic ester hydrolase activity. The coding region runs from base 934 to 2148 and encodes 404 amino acids. Gene Ontology annotation, cellular component: membrane.
AGUGCAGCCCCAGGACCUGGCUGAACCGACUCGACCAGCUGUGACCUGCGCCAGAUACUGGCAGAACGACAUCUGAGAUUGCAACGGACUCGAAGAAGAAGACCGACGAUUGACACAACAUUGCUGGAGUAACUCAGCGGGUUAAGCAGCAUCGCUGGGGGGAAAGGAAUAGGUGACGUUUAGGGUGGGAACCCUUCUUCAGACGUUUAACAAAGGCAGGACCUGUACACAGGAGCAUAGUGAUGCAGGAUACAGUUCGCUGAAAGUGGCGUGGUGAAAGUUGUGUCUAUCCCAGGUUUGUAGGUUAAUUGGCUUCAGUAGAAAAUGUAAAUUGUCCCCAGUGUGUUGGGCAACGCUAGUGGCUGGUUCCCGCGCUGUAUCUUUAAAGUCUAAAGUCUAUAGUAAUCUCCUUCCAGCGGAUCAGUAAUUGGAAACAGGAACCCGGCAGGCAGGCAGUGAUUUGUGCAUGCACACAAGACUUCUGAACCUGCGGGGAGUCGUCUCGAGUGGCUGGAACUGUUCAAUAUUGAACGCCACGUUCAAGUUAUUUCAAAGAGCCGCUGGCAUGAGCUGAACAAGGCGGCGGCGUGUGUUGUCCGCCGAAUGAGAUUGCUGCUGCUGCUGCACCUUGAGGGGGGAGUUUUUCUUUGUGCAGAGUAGCACACAACUCUUAGCCACACAGUCAGUGUUCGCUCCUGGACUUUCAUCAAUGACUGAACGAUGCGAUCAGCUGAUAUCAAGAAGUGCUGUCACUUCUGCUCGGCAAAAUUAGAUCUCAAACUUGGUCGCUCCCGCGGCAGCUCAGUGGGACUGACUGAGGGAGCCCGGCUCGGUUGAUUUUUGAUCUUCUAAUCCUGGGGUUUGAAGGGGGUGAGGCACUUGUCUUCGGUCGAGAUCUUAACACCACCAGCGGCGCGGCAGCAGAAAGAGACCAUGGGAAUCAAGCUGGUGUCCUUCGCGGUGGUCAGUGUGCUCCUGGGUUACUAUGUCUACCUCCCUCUCCCCGAGGCAUUGGACGAGAGGUGGAAGCUCAUGAUGGUCGACGCCUGCUUCCGGAGUUUGGAGCACCUGGCUGAGCUGACUGAGUUCAUUGGGCUGAAGCACUACAUGGAGGUGAUGACGUUGCUCACGGUGGCGGAGAUGGUGGGGCCCAUGUCCGACGAAAAUGUCACCGUGGUGGACACAACCUUUAACGGGGUUGCCGUCCGCGUCUUUGAGCCGACCCGUCGGAAGCCAGGACUGCGGCGGGCGGUCAUUUAUAUGCACGGCGGUGGCUGGUGUUUGGGAAGUGCAAAAAUGCAACCCUACGAUGCCCUGUCAAGAAAGACUGCAACAGAACUGAAUGCAGUUAUUGUUUCUGUGGAAUAUCGGUUAGCACCGCAGCACCAUUUUCCCGAUCAGUUUAAUGAUGUCUAUGCCGUGGUGAAGUACUUUCUCCAGCGGGAGAUCUUGGCCCAAUACAUGGUGGAUUCCGGCAGGGUUGCUGUAGCUGGGGACAGCGCCGGAGGCAACCUCGCAGCAGCGGUGUCUCAACAGAUCCAGGAAGACCCUAAAGUUGAAGUUGCAAUCAAGAUCCAAGUGUUGGUGUACCCUGCAUUGCAGACAAUUGACUUCAACACUCCCUCCUACCAGCAAAACGGAAACAUGCCCAUCCUGCCCAAGACCCUCAUGGUCAGGUUUUGGAGUGAGUAUUUUAGCCGGGACAAGUUGCUCCUGAAGGACAUGAAGGACAAUACCCACACCGGCCGUGAAGACAGAGAUUUGAACAGCCUGGUAAACUGGAGCAUUCUUCUGCCCGAGAAAUUCAGGAAGCAGUAUAAGUAUUCCCCGCCCGGCCAGGGGAACGAGGGCACCUCUUCCACCAUCGUUCCCGGGAUCUUCGACCCAAGGGCGGCCCCGCUGCUGGCUCCAGACGAGAAGCUGAGGGCCCUGCCUCGGGCCUUCAUCAUGACGUGCGAGUUCGACGUGCUGAGGGACGAUGGGGUCAUGUACGCCACGAGACUGCGGGGAGCCGGGGUCCACGUCACCCUUGAGCACUUUGAGGAUUGCUUCCACGGCGUGCUCAUGUUCAUCACCUGGCCAACCAACUUUGCCAUCGGUCAGAAGCUCAUGGGCCGUUAUAUAGACUGGUUGCAGGAGAAUUUGUAAAUUGGUUCACAAAAUAUUUCUCACCGGCCUUCCACUACGUACCACACCUGUGGAUUAUAGUUCAUGUGUUCAUACGUUCAUAGGAGCAGAUUUAGGCCAUUCGGCCCAACAAGUCUACUCUGUCAUUCAAUCAUGGUCAGUCUAUCUUUCCCUCUCAACCUCAUUUUCCUGUCUUCUCCCCAUAACCCAUGACACUCGUACUAAUCAAGAACCUGUCAAUUAAAAAUACCCAAUGACCUGGGCUCCACGGCCAUCUGAGGCAACGAAUUCCACUGGUUCACCAUCUUCUGACUAAAGAAAUUCCUCCUCUCCUUUCUGAAGGCACGUCCUUUUAUUCUGAGGGUAAGCAAUCAGCAAGUGAUUUUAUUUCCUAAUGAUCCACCUCCAUGAUUAUCUUUGUAUUUAACCUCUAGUCGUACUGUAGUGCUUUUGGUCAGGGAUUAUAAUCACUUGAAGUGACAGCUUUAAAGGAAAUUUACAGGGUACAGAACAGUGGGGGAGUUUGACCGCACAUGGCUUAGACAUUCACACCGGGGUUUUUGGCUUCUCCAAAAUCUUAUGAAUGGGCAGAGGCCAUUCUGCCCCUCAAGCCUGUUCCUUCAUUCAAUGGGAGCAUAUGAACAUGAAGCAAUAGUUAGCUCAAGGCACCUCAAGCCUGUUGCCAUUCAAUGUGAUCAUGGUUGAUUAGUUUAGAGAUACAGUGUGGAAAUAGGCUCUUCAGCCCACCGAGACCACUCGCACUAGUUCGCACCAAACCCACGCGGUCACAGGGAGAGUGUGCAAGCUCCGCACAGACAGCAACCCAGGUCAGGAUCAAACCUGGGUCUCUGGUGCUGUGGGACAGCAGCUCUACCUGCUGAGCCACUGUGCCACUCGAUGUUGGCCUUGAUUCCUCCUCUAUGCCAGUUCCCCAUAGCCCUCAACUCCUCAUCUUUGUCAACUCAGUUACCCGCCUUGGUUGAUUGUCCCUUAAUUCUUUAUUUGCCCAACAAACAUUUGUCAAACUCAGUCUUGAUAUUGUAAAAAGUAAAAUUCGGCAGAUACUGGAAGUCUGAGGUAAAACAGAAUGUUGGAAAUGCUCAGCAAGUCAGGCAGCAUCUGUGGAAAGAGGGCAGCAGAGUCAUCAUUUCAGAUUGGUACCUCGAUCAAAGGUCAUUUACCAGAACCAUUAAUUCACAUAUUUUCUACAUGGAUGCUGCCUGACCUCCUGAGUAUUUUCAAUAUUUUCCAUUUUACUCCAGGUUUCGAAGUUUUCAUUGAUACCUCGUUAACUGGAAGAGAAUUUCCUCAGCCUCAAGAAGUGUUUUCUCUUGAUAUCCUGACAAAAACUUUAAAUGGUCCCAUCUCCUUAUCCCCCCCAGACAAAAUAGCUGCUUUCCAUCAAGAGAAAGACACAACUUGCUGGAGUAACUCAGUGGAUCAGGCAGAUUUUGAGAGCAUGGAUUAGUGAUGUUUCAGUUCAGGAUCUGAAUGGACUGAAGAAGGGUCACGACCUGAAACAUCACCUGUCCACAUUCUCCAGAGAUGCUGCCUGACCCGCUGAGUUACUCUAGCAUUUUGUGUCUUUCUUUGGUAAACCAUCAUCCUUGUUCCUUGUUCCUUGUUACAACCUCUCCAUCUAGCCAACUUGCAGCAACUAAAGAUGGAUCCCGACCCAAAUCGUUGCCUAUCCAUUCCUUCCAGAUGCUGUCUGACCCUCUGAGUUACUCCAGCGCUUUGUGUUUUACCCUAGUUGCAUUUGUGAUUAUCUUAAACUACAGACAAUUUCAUAACUUUCUAUCCCCAAGAAAAUGAGAACCUGUGUCAUACAAUCUUUCAGCCUUACAAUCAUUCCUGGCUUAAUGUCUGCAGUGUCCACUCCAACGUUCAUAAGUUUAUAAGUUCAUAUGUUCUGGGAACAGAAUUAGGCCAUUCGGCCCAUCAAGUCUGCUCUGCCGUUCAAUCAUGGCUGAUUUGCCUUUCCCUCUCAAGCCCAUUCUCCUGCCUUCUCCCCAUAACUCCUGACACCCUUACUAAUCAAGAAUCUUAAAAAUAUCCAUUGACAACCUCCACAGUCAUCUGUGGCAAUGAAUUCCAUUUUAUUCUGAGGCUGUGUCCUCUGGUCCUAGACUCUUCCGUGGAAACAUCCUCGCCACAUCCACUCUAUCCAGGCUUUUCACUAUCCGGUAGAACAAAGCCAACAUAUCCUUCUUGACCUGUAACUUCUAUAAUUGAAGGUGUCAAGAUUUUGAACAGGUCUGGCUACAGUCCACCUGGACUUACCUGAUCUCCCAGUUGCUGAACACUUUAAUUCUCCUUCCCAUUCCCACGCUGACAUUUCUGUCCUCGGUCUCCUCCAUUGUCAGAGUGAGUCUAAAAGCAAAUUGGAGAAACGGCAUCUCAUAUUGGGUAGCUUACAGUCCAGCGGUAUGAUAAUUGAUUUCUCUAACUUCAAGUAACCUCUCUCUCUAUCCCUCCCCCACCUAAGUCACACCAGCUUCUCAUUUUUACCCUACAAACAGCUAACAAUGCCCUGUUUCCUUUAUCAUUAAGUUACUUUUUUGCAUAUCUUUCAUUCAUUUGUUCUCUCCACAUCAUCGUCUAUAGCUCUCGUUUCCCUUUCCCCAGACUGAAGAAGGGUCUCAACCCGAAACGUCACCCAUUCCUUCUCUCCAGAGAUGCUGCCUGUUGCACUGAGUUACUGCAGCUUUUUGUGUCUAGCUUCAGCAAAAUGCCUGAGCCAGGAUUGAAAAUUAAUACAUGCUUAUGUCCAAAGCUAAGAAGCCUGAUCCCCAAACCAGUCAUACGCCUGUAUUUCCUAGCUCUUUGUACCCCCACCCCAUGUACUUCUCUAUUGAUGUGCUGUGUGUAUAGAUGUGAUGUGAUUAUUUGCUCUAUUUGUAAUGCAAUGAUUAAAGUGUUGAUUAAAAAGCUCCAUCUUCAACUCAAA